Molecule: messenger RNA, 856 nt
Organism: Cucurbita pepo subsp. pepo (vegetable marrow)
Lineage: Eukaryota; Viridiplantae; Streptophyta; Magnoliopsida; Cucurbitales; Cucurbitaceae
Source: RefSeq, a predicted model, not a curated record
UCCUAGGACAGGAAGAUACAGUGCAGAUGCUGCCGGUGGGGAUGCUGCAGUUGAGUUAACAAGGCGUUGUAGGCAUGCAGCUGCUGCUGUGGGUGACUUGAUCUUCAUUUAUGGUGGUUUGCGGGGUGGGGUGUUGCUUGAUGACCUUCUUGUUGCUGAAGAUCUAGCAGCUGCUGAAACUACAAGUGCAGCUUCACAUGCUGCAGCUUCAGCUGCUACAUCCGGCAUUCAGUCUGGGCGGCUGUCAGGAAAAUAUGCAUUUAACGAUGAAAGGAGUAGACAGGCCAUUCAUGUUGUAGCUCCUGAUGGUGCUGUAGUGCUGGGAAACCCUGUAGCUCCUUCUAUAAGUGGUGACAUGUAUACUGAUAUAAGCACUGAAAAUGCUAUGCUUCAGGGCCCUCGGAGACUAAAUAAAGGUGUUGAGUAUUUGGUUGAAGCAUCAGCUGCAGAAGCUGAGGCCAUUAGUGCAACAUUGGCUGCUGCCAAGGCCCGACGAGUACAAGACAAUGGGGAAGUUGAACUGCCUGACAGAGAUCGAGGAGCAGAGGCUACUCCUAGUGGGACACAAAUAUCUAGCUUGAUAAAGCCCGAUUCAGAUGCAUUGACUAACAUUGCUCCAUCUGGAGUUCGAUUGCAUCAUAGAGCUGUGGUUGUAGCCGCUGAAACUAGUGGGGCUUUAGGCGGUCUGGUUAGGCAACUUUCAAUUGAUCAGUUUGAAAAUGAAGGUCGUCGUGUGAGCUAUGGUACCCCAGAGAGUGCAACUGCAGCAAGGAAGCUUCUGGAUCGACAGAUGUCCAUUAACAGUGUUCCAAAAACGGUAUUAACUAUUAUUAAGUAUAUUAAAACUGAAUUAUUA